AUGUUUCCACUGCAUCUUUUCUUCACACCCCCCCCCCCCUAUGCACACUACCUGGACAUUGACUUUACGCGCCGCAACAAGAAGCCGCGCCCGCUUUCGGAGCACGAGAAGGAGAAGCUGGACGAGUUUGUCGACGCGAUUCACUACUCGGCGAGAUACUCGGACGAUGCAUACGAAUAUCGCCACGUGCAGCUGCCCAAGCAGAUGCUCAAGGCAAUCCCCAAAGACUACUUUGACGGAGCGCGAGGUACAUUGAAGCUGCUAUGGGAAGAGGAGUGGAGGGCGCUGGGAAUCACCCAAAGUCUCGGAUGGGAGCACUAUGAGGUUCAUGAGCCCGAGCCACACAUCUUGCUCUUCAAGCGACCUAUCAACUAUCAGCCUCCUAUGCACUGAUUGAAGACGAUGCCUUCGCGCGGCUUCCGGCCUCUGGCACGUCAAAAGCGAGUCGCGCAAUACCAGCAGCGCAGACGACUACGGCACACGACACAGCCUUUUUGCGAUACCUUGUUGCUUCCUUGUCGAUUUAGAGCGAGAGACGCUAGACAUAACGACGAUAUGAUCAUGGCGGAACAUAUGACGCGCUCCAUGGCCCGGGCGAGGCGCGUCCUGAGGUCCAUUAUGCGGGGGGAGGGGGGGAGGCCAUGAGAGCCCAGACUUGUACAUA
Exserohilum turcica Et28A is the source of this 664-nucleotide messenger RNA. RefSeq lists its product as uncharacterized. Lineage: Eukaryota; Fungi; Ascomycota; Dothideomycetes; Pleosporales; Pleosporaceae. The record is from RefSeq and is a predicted model, not a curated record. Gene Ontology annotation, biological process: regulation of mitotic cell cycle. Gene Ontology annotation, cellular component: cyclin-dependent protein kinase holoenzyme complex; SCF ubiquitin ligase complex. Gene Ontology annotation, molecular function: protein kinase binding; cyclin-dependent protein serine/threonine kinase activator activity; histone binding. The transcript is spliced from 5 exons. Bases 1 to 393 code for a protein of 130 amino acids.